Messenger RNA from Pseudomassariella vexata, 1536 nucleotides. Its product is annotated as acyltransferase family-domain-containing protein. Gene Ontology annotation, biological process: polysaccharide biosynthetic process. Gene Ontology annotation, molecular function: acyltransferase activity, transferring groups other than amino-acyl groups. NCBI's taxonomy places the organism in Eukaryota, Fungi, Ascomycota, Sordariomycetes, Amphisphaeriales, Pseudomassariaceae. Gene Ontology annotation, cellular component: membrane. The coding region runs from base 1 to 1536 and encodes 511 amino acids. The record is from RefSeq and is a predicted model, not a curated record. The transcript has a single exon.
AUGUCUAAUCAACAUGAGGAACUCAUUGAAAUAGGAAUUGGGGAUGAUAUAGAAGCCAACCUGGCCUCUUGGGAGCCCGCCUGGAAGCCCACCUGGAAGCCCGCUACCCAAGCUCGCUUGCGUACGAAGCGAGGUCUAUACGUGACGACAUCGUUGGUCUGGCGUAUCAUGUCACCGUUCUGGCCAAAGUCUGCUCCAGGACCGGAGAAGCUCAGGAAGACUGCUUACCUCGAUGGUCUCAGGGGCUUCGCGGCUCUCCUGGUCUACAUCCAUCACCAUCAGCUAUGGGCGCAUGAGGGCACACACCAGAACCACCUCUUCGAAAAUGGUUUUGGAUAUGAUGGCCACUAUCAUUUUGCCGCCCUUCCUGGCGUUCGCCUCUUUUUCACGGGUGGACACUACGCCGUGUCCACGUUCUUCGUCAUCUCCGGUUACGUGCUCUCGACCAAGCCUUUGAGCUUGAUCCAGGAGAGAGAGCACGUCAAAUUGGGCGACAACCUCGCGUCGGCGCUGUUCAGACGCUGGCUCCGCCUCUUCAUACCGCUCAUUGUUACGACGUUCGUCUACAUGAGCUCCUGGCACGCGCUAGAUCUGUGGGUCUGUGGUGCGGAGCCCAAGGGCAAGUGGCUUGAUGAGGUGUGGUGGUGGUACCUCGAGCUCAAGAACUUCAGCUUCGUCUUCAAGGAGGGUGGCCUACCCUGGUUUACGUACAACUUCCACCUGUGGUCAAUUCCCAUCGAGUUCAGGGGCUCUAUCGUCAUCUACACCUGUCUCUUGGCCUUUUCCCGAAUCUCCAAGAACGCCAGGUUGUGGUGCCAGUGCGCACUGAUCUUCUACUUCAUGUAUAUCACGGACGCGUGGUACUGCGCCUUAUUCAUCUCGGGCAUGCUGAUGUGCGAUCUGGACUUGUUGGCUGCGAAACAGCAAUUGCCCCUGGCCCUAACAAAGCUGGAGCCUUACAAGAAGUUCAUCUAUUACCACCUCCUGGUCAUCGGCUUCUACCUCGGCGGCGUGCCUUCUCUCAAUCAAGACGUCGAUCACCUGAGCCGGCAGCGUGGAUGGUACUAUCUGUCCUUGCUCAAGCCGCAGGCCGUUUUUGACUACAAGUGGUUUUACCUUUUCUUCGCCGCCAACUUCCUCGUGGCGGCAAUACCAAGGGUGCGCUGCCUCAAGGGUUUCUUCGAGACGCGCUUCUGCCAGUACCUCGGUCGCAUCUCCUUUGCCCUUUACCUUGUCCACGGACCCGUGCUGUGGACGAUUGGAGAUCGCCUUUACACGUCGACUGGGUGGCACCAGGAGACGCAGCUGAUCAACCUCCAUCAUUGGGCCAACAAGAUGGAACUCCCCAAGGCAGGGCCACUGGGGAUGGAGUUGUCCUUUCUCGUUCCGCACUUUGUUCUUUUUCCCUUGACUAUCUGGGUGGCCGAGAUAGUCACGAGGCUGGUUGAUGAACCUAGUGUCAAGUUUGCGCAGUGGCUGUACCAGAGAAUGUUACCAGCUGCGCCAGCUAAGGAAGCAAGGUCUGUCAAGGAAUAA